CGGGUACCAGCCCAUUAAAAUACCAACGACGAAGAAAGAACCGGAAGUGCCUGGCGAUGCGCUGCUGGUGGCUAACCACUUUGUUAUGAGAAGUUUGAGAACCUAAAUUUUGGCAAAUGGAGGAUCAUACUUAUUAUUUAGCAGAAGAGAAAGCGAAGGAGCGGGAACUGUCACCGUCACGGAAGCGGAAACACGAAGAAGCGAAACGGAACCGGGACAGACGGCGGCAGAAAACGAGGGUAAACAUCGGUGUGGCCUUUCCUAAAUGGAAAUCUCUGAUGAGGGAAAAAUGUUUUCAAAGUGACGCUGACGUUGCCUGUUUUCUGCUGGAAAGCUAUGCCAGAAGUAUCGCAGUACCGACUGCUAUGAAGAGAAAAUCUUUACAGGUCACAGCUCCAGCAGUGUCGAGCCUUGGAGCUUCUAGUGGGACAGAAAGCAAUGCGAGAAGUGUCGCAGCGCCGACUCCCAUGAAGAAAAAACCUUUACAUGUCACAGUUCCACCAGUGCCGAGCCUUGGAGCCUCUGGCGGCAUAGAAAGUUUCGGACGGCUUUACAAGAGAAACGGUAAAAUCUACAGCGUUUUGGCCCUGAAACCUGAUAAAGCCAUCGGAUACCUCUCUGAGUGGAAAACAAGGAUUGUGAAGAGGAGGAUCACAGGUGAAGAGGGGAUGCCUCAGUGGAGGAACCUUCAAACAGAUGAAGAGCCCAGAAGACUGGAUGUGGUGCCCCCCACACCUGCAGCAGCCACAUCAGGACUGGUCCAGAGACCUGUCGGGACAGAUUCAGAGGAGCAGGAGGAAGUGUGGAGCAGUCCAGAGGGAGAGCAGCUCAGUGGGCUGGAGGAGGCUGAUAUCACCACGUUCACUUCUGUUACUGUGAAGAGUGAAGAUGAUGAAGAGAAACCUCAGUCCUCACUGCUUCAUCAGAGCCAAACGGAGGACAGCAGAGAGACAGAGCCUCCAACCAGCAGCUCAGCUACGCAGAUAAAAACAGAAACUGAUGGAGAGGACUGUGGAGGAUCAGAAUCAGCCAGGAACUUUGAUCCACAUGGUCAUUCACAACCAAAUACUGAUGAUGAGAAGGCUUCAGACUCUUCUGAGACUGAAGACAGUGACAUUGAUUGGCAGGAACCCAUGUCAGAUUCUGGGUCUGAGACUGAAGACAGUGUCAGUGGUGUCGGAGCCGGCUGGAGCCUUUAG
Epinephelus moara (kelp grouper) is the source of this 1199-nucleotide messenger RNA. RefSeq lists its product as uncharacterized. The coding region runs from base 117 to 1199 and encodes 360 amino acids. The record is from RefSeq and is a predicted model, not a curated record. Lineage: Eukaryota; Metazoa; Chordata; Actinopteri; Perciformes; Serranidae. The transcript has 6 exons.